CCAGGGUUGAACCCCCCUCCUUUGUUUUUUCUGCAGGCCCAAUGGAGCAGGGAGGCUGGCAGCGGUGUCUGCUGCUGCUGCUGGGCAUCCAGCUGGCCAGCAGCCAGUGCCCAGAGCAGUGCCAGUGUGUCCGCAGUGCCCAGGUGGAGUGCUUUGGUGCCGACAUCAGCACGGUGCCCGGCCCCAUCCCUGCCAACGCCAUGACCCUGCAGAUCAUCAACACGCGCAUCGCCGAGCUGGGCGACGCCGCCUUCGGCAACGCCUCCCUGCUCAUCGGGCUGCGCGUGGAGAAGAACCUCCUGUCUCGCAUCAGCCCCGGGGCCUUCCAGAACCUGCCCGACCUGCGCUACCUCAGCCUGGCCAGCAACAAGCUGCAGGAGCUCCCUGUGCAGGUCUUUGAGCCUCUGGACAAGCUGGAGUCUCUGCUCCUCUCCAGCAACCAGAUCCUCCAGGUUGAGCCUUCCCACUUUGCCCAUCUGAGCAACCUCAAAGAGCUGCAGCUGCACGGGAACAACCUGAAGGAGCUGCAGGAGGGGGUGUUUGACCAGCUGACCAGCCUCACCAAGCUCAACCUGGCCAGGAACAACAUCGACCGCCUGCCGCCCCGGGCCUUUGAGCGGCUGGCGCGGCUGCAGGUGCUGCGGCUCUAUGAGAACCGGCUCCGGCACAUCCCAGUGGGCACCUUCGAUGGGCUGCCGGAGCUGCAGGAGCUGGGGCUGCACCAGAACCAGCUGGAGACGCUGUCCCCGGAGCUCUUUGUGCACAACACCAACCUGCAGAAGCUCUACCUGUCCAACAACUUCCUCACCACUCUGCCGAGCGGCGUCUUCUUGCCCCUGCACGCUCUUGCCAAGAUCACCCUGCACGUCAACCGCCUGCGGGACAUCUCCCCCAGCGCCUUUGGGCCUACGCCCAACCUGCAGGAGCUCUGGCUUUACGAGAAUGAGCUUUCCAGCCUCCCCACUGCUGUCUUCAGCAACCUGACCCAGCUGCAGCUCCUGGUUCUCAGCAAGAACCGGCUGCGGUCGGUGCCACCGGGGGCUUUCCAGGGCCUGGGAGAGCUGCUGGAGCUGUCGCUGCACUCCAAUGCCCUGCGCCGCCUGGAUGCCCGGGCACUGGAGGGGAUGCCCAAGCUGCAGAACAUCUCUCUGCACCACAACCAGCUGCAGGCGCUGCCAAGGGGCCUCUUCAAGGCCACCCCUGGGCUGCGGCACCUGCAGCUGCACUCCAAUGCCCUGGAGUACCUGCCCGCUGGCAUCUUCUCCCCGCUGACGGCCCUGAGAGAGGUGAGGCUGCACAACAACUCCUGGCGCUGUGACAAGGGCAUCCUGCCCCUGCAGGGCUGGCUGCAGGAGAACCCUCACAGGGUGGGUGAGAUACCCCCGGUGUGUGCCCAGCCUCCCGCCCUGCAGGGCAUCCCCAUCGCUGGGCUGCCACAGGACCACUUCAUCGACCCCCAGCCCCCCACUGCUGCUGCUCCUCAUCCCAGCACCCUGCUGCCUGCUGACACCUCUGUGGCAGCCUCAGAUGAUGCCUCAGCAGCAGAAGAUGCCUCGAUGGAGCCCCCCACGGGGCUGCCAGCCUCCCCACAUGAGGGUGAGGAGGAGAAGAAAGAGGAGGAAGAGAGGGGGCAGUGGGGGCUGACACGCCUGCAGAGUGGGGUGGUGGUAGCAGUCAUUGUGCUGGUGAGUGUGGCCCUGCUGGCUGCUCUGGUGGCACUGGUGGUCUAUGGCUGUAGGAAGAAGAGCCACGUUGUGCUCAUGAGGAUGAAGAAAACACUGUCCCAUCCCAGCCAGCAGCAUCCCUGCACAUCUGCCACACAUUUGGUGACCGACCCCGUGAUGCCACACUUGUGCAGGCUGCUGAUCUACGUGCUGCUGGGGCUGGGGUCCCUGCUGGUGGGGGCACUGUCCCCAUCCUGCCCCCCUGCCUGCCAGUGCUAUGACACCUCCAAAGUCUUCUGCUCAAGUGAAAGGAUACGGGAGAUCCCGGAGGGCCUGCCAGGAAGUGCCACCCACCUCUUCUUUGUGGAGACAGCCCUGAGCAGCAUCCGCAGCGGGCACUUGGGCUCCAGCACCACGCUCACCAAGCUGGUCUUCAUCAAAAACAACAUCCAGGAGCUGCAGCCUGGUGCCUUUCAGGGGCUGCCCAGCCUCACUGAGCUGGAAGUGUCAGGCAACCCCUUGCCAGCUGUCAGCCCUGGGACACUAGCAGGCUUGACCAGCCUCAGCAAGCUCUCCCUCAGUGCCAACACCAUCCGCACCCUGCAGCCGGGGCUCUUCACUGCCUCUUGCCGCCUGCAGGACCUGAGCUUGGCAGGGAACAGGAUCGAGGCACUGCCCCCUGGCAUCUUCCGCCCACUCCGGGGGCUCCAGGCCCUGGACCUGUCACAGAAUGCUCUGCCCGAGCUGCCGGAUGGGCUGCUGGCCCCACUUGUCGCCCUUCGUGUCCUCAAGCUCAGUGACAACCUGCUGGCACGGCUGCCUCCUGGUGCUUUCAGGGCACUUGGCCAGCUCACCGAGCUCCACCUGGACGGCAACCGGCUGGAGGAGCUGCCCUCGGGCAUCUUCUCCAGGCUGGGGGCACUGCGGCGGCUGCAGCUGCAGCACAAUGCCCUGGGCAGCCUGGCCCCCGACAUCUUCACGGGUCUCCUCAACCUCACUGUCCUCAGCCUGGAGGGCAACAACCUGGCCAUCGUGCCUGCCCUCCUGUUCGCUGGCACCCCUGGCCUCCUCCACCUCUCGCUGGCUCGCAAUCAGCUGGAGACACUGCCCCAGGAGCUCUUUGCAAACCUGUCAGUGCUGGAAACCCUGGAGCUCUCACACAAUGCCAUAGAUCACCUGCCCGUCGGGGCUUUCCAGGGUCUGGAAGGGCUGACAGAGCUCCAGCUGAGCCACAACAACCUUUCCAGGCUGCCGGCGGGGCUGCUGGCCGGGCUGCCCCUCCUUACGGCCCUGGUGCUGGACCACAACCGCCUGGCCCGCAUGCCCGCGGGGCUCUUCGAUGCCAACGAUGAGCUGGUGCGUGUGGGGCUGGCUGGCAACCCCUGGCUCUGCGACUGCCACCUCUCCUACCUCCUGCACUGGCUCCAGAGCUUUGCUGAGCCCCUCACCCACGGCCAAGCCUUCUGUGCCAAUCCCGCUGCUCUCCAGGGCCGGUCCCUGCUGGAGGUUUCCCGCGGGCAGCUGCAGUGCCCGGGAGCACACGGUGUGCCCCCGGAGGAGGGCUGGGACACAGAUGCUCCGGGGCAGUGCACCUACAGCGACCCCGAGGGCACGGUGAGCGUGGCCUGCAAUGCCACAUCGUGCCAGCAGCUGAACCUGCGCCUCCCUCCUCCCGGGCCGGAGCGGGGCCUGGGGGCGGCCUACCGGCGGGCCUGGCUGCUGCGCUCCCGCUGCGGCACGCUGCAAGUCAGCGUCCUUGUCACAGCACAGAGAGGGAGCGAGGUCACACCACCAGCUCCCCCUGCCGUGCCCUAAGGCCUGGGCAGGCGUUUGCUUCUGCUCUGGCAGCCUCUGGACCAGCCUGGGAAGCAAACAGCUCUCCAUCUCGCUCUGCUACUGCUGCCAUGGUCCCCAGCUGUCCCCGAGCUCUCUGCAACAGCUGCCCUGGGGCUAUUUACCCUCUCAGCUAUGUGUUU
Messenger RNA from Zonotrichia albicollis (white-throated sparrow), 3640 nucleotides. The record is from RefSeq and is a predicted model, not a curated record. NCBI's taxonomy places the organism in Eukaryota, Metazoa, Chordata, Aves, Passeriformes, Passerellidae.